AUGAUGCAAGUUCCUUUGGGAAUGCAGCUCAUGCAGAUUCCAACUCAAGGUGGCGGAACUGUUACUGUCCCUUACUCAAUGAAUGCUAAUGGGGAAAUUGCGUUCAGCGGAAUGCAACUCGGCCAUCAAGGAUUCAGUGGUGCUCAAGUGCGCCAAGGAUUUGAUGCAACUCAAGCUCAAACUCCGCAGAUCAUGAAGACUGGCUAUUAUGAUACGUCAAUUGUCUUUCACGAUGCUAUCAAGGGAAAGGAUGAGAAUGGCAAUGAUGUCUAUCUUAUUCCAUGCCCUACUGGUACGACAAAUGUUGAACUUCAAGCUGACUGGCACUAUGCUAGUGAAAACGAAGAUUUGCCUGAUCUUGCUACUGAAGCAGAUUGA
Messenger RNA from Cylindrotheca closterium, 378 nucleotides. The record is from the annotation of a GenBank genome assembly. Lineage: Eukaryota; Bacillariophyta; Bacillariophyceae; Bacillariales; Bacillariaceae.